AUGGCUAGAUCGAUUGUGCUUACAUUGUGCUUUAUUUAUAUUUUACUUGGAGUUUACCACAAUAAUUUUUAUGUAUUUUUGUCCUUUAACUGUGACCAAACCAAUGUUUUGCUCCAGUGCAGAGAGCCUAUGGAUCCGUAUCUACUUCUUAAAGCUGCUGGUUUCCUUCUUUUAGAAAUAAUUGGGAUUCCAGGCAAUGUCUUCAUCAUGGUUCAAUUCACCUACUUCAGGAUAAUUGAGAAGAAACUCCUUCCAACUAAUAUCAUAUUAAUGGUGCUAGCACUAGUGAAUUUGCUUGUGAUCCUUUCUCGUACCAUUCCCCAGUCAAUUAAUGCAUUAGGAGUUGAGGAAUUACUGGAUGACACAGAGUGCAAAUUUGCUAUCUUCAUCUACAGAAUAAAUCGGGCCAUGUGUAUAUGUGUUACCAGUUUUCUCAGCUGUUACCAGUGUAUACUUAUUGCUCCAAACACAAAGUUAUGGAAUUAUUUUAAACAUACUGUUACCCAAAAUGUGGUGACUAUUAUUUUUAUUUUCUGGAUAAUUAACAUCACCAUAUACCCUUAUAGCAUUCUCAAUGCCCAUACACAAAGAAAUCAAACAACUUCCCCCUAUACUCUUCAUUUAGUGUACUGUGAUGCAGAUUUCUUGAACUACAUGGCAUACAUAGUCAAUGGGGCAAUCUAUUCAAUUCGUGAUUUUAUUUUUGUUGGGUUGAUGGUUUUGGCAAGUAGUUAUAUUGUAUUUACAUUGCUUACUCAUGAAAGAUCAGUAAAAGGAAUACGCAGCUCAGACAGAACCCAGCGGAGAUCUGUGGAGUACAGAGCUUCUAUAGCUGUUAUCUUGUUAGUUACAUUGUAUGUACUGCUUUAUGGGUUGGAUAACUGUAUGUGGAUCUACACCUUGACUCUGUCUAACGUUUCUCCUUACAUGAAUGAGAUUCGAACUUUCUUAGCAUCCUCGUACUCAAGUCUCAGUCCUAUAGUCAUAGUAAUUACUAACCCAAAACUUCAGCAGAAAUUAUUCACUUGCAAAAGAGAAAGGAAUCGGAAUUCUGAAGUGAAUGGACCAGUGUAUUCCAUAAGCAAAUGA
Messenger RNA from Xenopus laevis (African clawed frog), 1089 nucleotides. RefSeq names its product olfactory receptor class A-like protein 1. Lineage: Eukaryota; Metazoa; Chordata; Amphibia; Anura; Pipidae. The transcript is spliced from 3 exons. The record is from RefSeq and is a predicted model, not a curated record. The coding region runs from base 1 to 1089 and encodes 362 amino acids.